CCCUGACCCGGAAGCUGCCCCGGGUGGUGACGUUGUUGACAGUAUGGCGGCGCCAGGCCGCUUCGUUGGCCGGAGCUGGGCGCUUCUGCAGUGGUUGUUGUGGCUGACCUCGGUCCGCGGCCGGAUACAUCAUCUGAUCCUCAAGGAUGAUGUAAGGCAAAAGGUCCGUUUAAACACAUUUGGUUUCUUCAAGGGUGGAAAUAUGUCUGUGGAAAUGACCAGUUUUACUCCAACGGGGCUGGAUUUCAAACAUUUUGAAGGAGCUGCGUUGGGGCUAAGUUUGGACCGAACCAAGAACGAUGGUUUCUCAUCCUAUCUGGAAGAUGAGGUUGAUUUUUGCUUUUUGAAGAAAACACCACCUACUGAAACACCUGUCACACUUUUCCGUUUUGACUUUCAAACACCACAUAUUACAGUUCAGACGUCGGGCAGCAACCAGCCACAUGUCAGUGAUGUUGGAUCAGCAGGGAUUCCGCCAUCAGAAGACAAAGCCAGCAAGGUGAACACCCACAGUGAAUCCAACCAAGCUGGAAAAGCUAAGGGGAAUGAAACAUCAGCGAAGUCUGUGGAAGUGCAGAAAGAAAAAUCAAAAUCUCUGGAUAAUGCACUUGAACUAAAGGCUGUGACGGAAACGAUUUCACUGCGGAAAAAUAAUACAUCUUAUUCAUUCAGGUUCGCAUUUACCAUCAAUACGGAAGAAGAACAAGGGCUUUACAGUCUUUACUUCCAUAACUGCUACAGCGACAAAGCGAUUCUACAGUCUUUUAAAUUUGACAUGGAUAUUACCAUCGUGGAAUACAACCCUGGCAGCUACCUGUCUGCAGGGGAGAUCCCUCUGCCAAAACUCUACAUCUCCAUGGCUUUCUUCUUCUUUGUGGCAGGAGUUGUCUGGGUUUAUAUUCUCCGAAAACGCAGCAAUGAUGUUUUUAAGAUCCAUUGGCUGAUGGGAGCGCUGGCAUUUACGAAAUCUCUUUCGUUGGUUUUUCAUGCAAUUGAUUAUCACUUUAUAUCCACUCAAGGAUACCCUAUUGAGGGUUGGGCUGUGGUGUACUACAUAACACAUUUGUUGAAAGGUGCCCUGUUGUUCAUUACGAUUGCACUGAUAGGAACUGGCUGGGCCUUUGUUAAACAUAUCCUGUCGGACAAAGACAAGAAAAUAUUUAUGAUAGUUAUUCCACUCCAGGUCCUUGCUAAUGUUGCUUAUAUUAUUAUCGAGUCCACUGAGGAAGGGACAACUGAAUACGGACUGUGGAAGGAGAUCCUCUUCCUUGUUGACCUCUUAUGCUGUGGUGCCAUUCUGUUCCCUGUCGUGUGGUCAAUUAGACAUUUGCAAGAGGCGUCGGCCACAGACGGAAAAGCUGCAAUUAACUUGGCAAAACUAAAGCUCUUCAGACAUUACUAUGUCAUGAUUGUGUGUUAUAUUUACUUUACACGAAUCAUUGCAAUCUUGAUCAAAAUCAUCGUACCCUUCCAAUGGAAAUGGCUAUACCAGUUUCUAGAUGAACUGGCCACGCUCGUAUUUUUUUGUUUGACGGGCUACAAGUUCCGACCGGCUUCAGAUAAUCCCUACCUUCAGCUAUCUCAGAAUGAGGAGGACGUGGAGAUGGAUGAAGUAGUAACUACGAGUGGAAUGAUGGAAGGAGUGAAAAAAGUGAACCAGUCAUCGAAUGGCGCCACAGAACAGAGGGAACUGGACAGAGUGGCGUGACGGGCCUUGGAGAUGCGAGAGUAAUCUUAUCUUCCUCUACACUUUGUUCCGUGAGGAAUAUGAACCAACAACACGGUUCAGGGCUAAAGUGCUUCUGCACAAAAUGACGCUCAGUAUAUUGUUAGAAAGAAACCAUAUUCCUACAAAGUAUUUGCUGUUUUCCAAUCAUCUCUACACAGUUUGCCGCUGGUGCGGAUUACCCGUGCCCUCUAGGCCAGUAUAGCUUUCUCGGGCCUAAAGGCAUUUUCUAGACUGUGAGACUUUUAUGUUUGCUUUAUUAAUUUUGGUUGUGAGUUUCCUCAGAUUCACAGAGAGUUGGGUGGAAAUCUGUAAAUGUUUACAAACUUACACCACUGUCCUAUGGGCAAUUUUAAGACUGGAAGCUCAUUGUGACUGAAGGUUCUCUGAUCCCCAACACAAGCGUAGGCUGCAGAACUCCAUUUUAAACUUGUGGUAAAUUCUGCUGAGCCAGUAUCAUUGCACGUCAUGGGUUAAAUUAACAGGUUGUUGCCUGAAAGAGAAGGUGGCAUUGUGUGAAAAUCUCAACUCAAACCUGAUAGACAAGUUCAGCACCAGUUUGCCUAUCCUCUCAGGUGAUUGUGCAAAACACAACCUGUUAAGUGAAAUUUAUAUUUUUGUUUAAUUUUAAGCUCCUUCAAGUAUUACAAAAUAUUAACCGACUCCCAACAAGGAUAGUAAUCAAGAAGUUUCUCGACUGCGGAUGUCAUUCAUUGGCUCUUGCUGAUUCAAGGCCUGCCUGGUAUGAUAGUGAUUCUGAUGUACCAAUGGAUAGUCUGUUUUGUUUUUUUGUUGCUUAUUGUCCAGGGCUCCACUUGUCCAUAUGAAAGUUAGUUCCAGCACCCAUGGUCUGGGAAGAAAGUUGGAGUUCUUAUUGCUGGGAGUUUCAGUCCUUACUGUUAUCCAAUGGCUCCUUGCAGAAUGCUUGCCUCUGCAUUUGGCUGGCAAAAAUGGCCACGUGCAAAGUAUUAAUGGUGAUCACCAUUACAAAACUCCAAAGCAAGUACAAAGUAGAUACCUUUAUGAGAAGGGAAAAUAUUUGUUAGAACACAGCUAUUGUUGGAACUAAUAUUCCUUUGCAGAAUAGUCAGAUGAGUGAAUAUUCAAUAGAUGAGUCAAUCUCUAGAAACCUAAGGAUAGCUGGUCUAAGUUCACGUUUAUUCUGAAGGAAAUAGUUUGUUAAUUUCUUCUGAAAAUUGAAUUUAUCAUCAGGCAGAGUUUUCUGCAGUUUGUGACUCAGCUUCUCCACUCCUUCGGGUGCUUGGCUGGUUUAUUGGUGUAUCUUUGCAGUCCUUGGAUUAACAAGUAAUGUGUAGGAGUAACAUCGUGAGACACUACUGUCCCAGAUGUGCUGUAUAGAGCGGUGUGGGCUCAUGCAUGCCAUCAUUUGAGAACAGCCAGGGUACAAAAAGUACAAUCUCUGAAAGCUUCAUCACUCACAUGGUGGAAGCCUGUGCCACAGGCUGCAAAUUUAAGGUUCAAUGUUUUGCUAUGGUACUAAUCAAUUAAUGUUGUGUUUUAAUAGUUCCAUUUGUAUAGUUGUAGCCUAAUUUGCAAAGACGUUAAAGCUAGACGCAUCACUUUCUCCAAUUUUUGUUGCCAGUAGGAUAUUUCCUUUAUGAUGUAAUCAAUCCCUUUUGGUUUUAAAUCUUACACCAACUUCACCGUGUCUUGGUGAUGUGGCAGAUGUCAGAAACUUGCUUCCUUUGAUUGGAAAAAGCAGGAGUGCCCUCCCUGAUGCUACUCUGUUGUAGCAUAUCAUCACACCAAUAUAAUUUUGCCCCUCUACUUCUCUCUCAAGUGAAAGCAUCGUCACAGAAUUCAUUCAGAUUGUAUGGCAAAGCUUCACCUUGUUUGCUAUACAUGGCACAUUACCAUCUGUCUGAAGAAGGGUCGCGACCCGAAACGUCACCAUUCCUUCUCUCCAGAGAUGCUGCCUGUCCCGCUGAGUUACUCCAGCUUUUUGUGUCUAUCUAUAGCACUUUACUUGUUGUUUAAAUGGUUUUCUUUUCUUCCCUUCUUCCAACUCGAACAGAUUUUGUUCUUAACAAUUCCUACUUAAUUCUAUGUUUGUCAUUUUAUAUACUUAACCAUUCCCCAUUCAUGUUUGCCAUCCCUGAAAAUCUAUUGCACUUUCACAUUCUAUGAUUUGUGCCCAUCAAAUUACAGGGAACCACUUUGGAAAAUGACCAAUGCUGUGAUACAGGUUCUGGUCACCUACCUGUAACCAUAUAUCUUCAAGGGCACAUAGGACAGUAAGUUUUAAAUCUCUGAUGGGUUUGAAGAGAUCAUGAGCAAUACAGUGCUGGAAGAACUCAGCAGGUCAGCCAGCAUCUUUGGAAGAAUGGAUAGACGACGUUUCAAGUAGGACCUUCUUCCGACUGAGGGCCAUGAAUGGGCCUUGAGGGCCUGAAAUGUCACCUGUGCAUUCCCCCCACAGAUGCUGCCUGACCCACUGAGUUUCUUCAGCACUCUCUGUUUUGCUCAAGGUUCCAGCAUCUGCAAUUACUUGUGUCUCCAUGUCAGAGAUAAUGCACAGGUGUCACAAGAUUGGACACAAUCUCGGGAACACAUUCGAAAAUGAAUACACGCCCCGCGGCAAAAGUUUAAAAUGAGGAUAAAGGAAGGAUUACCUUUGAUUGUUGUAUAGUUCUGGAUUAGGUGAAUGCAUGAUUGGCGAUUUUUGCCGUAAUUCUAUUGCUGACAUCUUGGCCUGUGUCCAUGUUGAUUUGAUGGCUCUCAAGUACAAUACGCAAGUGUAGAAUAUUAUUGGUCACUGUACAUUUGAUAUUAUGUCCAUGAAGAUGUCAGCGAAACUGAACAGAAUGGGACAGAUACAAAGUUGAAAUAUACUCCUCAAAAAUAUCAGCACCACUUCCCACAAGACUGGGUUUAGUUAAAGAUCAAAAAGAAUAAUGUAUUAAAACGAAUUAGAGUAUGUUGUAUGCAGAAGAGAAAUGAUAUCUUCAACUAUCUCUGCUGUUGAUGUGGGUAAAUGUACACAUGGUAGAUAGCUGAACUCGGGGGAAAUAGAGAAUUCUUCCACAGUAAAAAGGUCCCAAAUUUCAGUCUUGU
Amblyraja radiata (thorny skate) is the source of this 4801-nucleotide messenger RNA. It is a transcript of the gene gpr107, whose product is annotated as G protein-coupled receptor 107. The transcript is spliced from 18 exons. The coding region runs from base 44 to 1708 and encodes 554 amino acids. Gene Ontology annotation, biological process: clathrin-dependent endocytosis. Lineage: Eukaryota; Metazoa; Chordata; Chondrichthyes; Rajiformes; Rajidae. Gene Ontology annotation, cellular component: clathrin-coated vesicle; Golgi apparatus; membrane. The record is from RefSeq and is a predicted model, not a curated record. Gene Ontology annotation, molecular function: clathrin heavy chain binding.